Messenger RNA from Aethalodelphis obliquidens (Pacific white-sided dolphin), 4995 nucleotides. RefSeq names its product trypsin like peroxisomal matrix peptidase 1 (gene TYSND1). The record is from RefSeq and is a predicted model, not a curated record. Gene Ontology annotation, molecular function: serine-type endopeptidase activity. NCBI's taxonomy places the organism in Eukaryota, Metazoa, Chordata, Mammalia, Artiodactyla, Delphinidae. Gene Ontology annotation, cellular component: peroxisome. Gene Ontology annotation, biological process: protein processing; regulation of fatty acid beta-oxidation. The transcript has 4 exons. Bases 347 to 2053 code for a protein of 568 amino acids.
CAGAACGCCCCUAUCUCCCAGUAAAGCCAUAUUCCUGUCACCCUCCCGUAUCUCUUCCUCCAGUCCCGCUUCGCCCUCAACGUCGCACAGGUGACCUGAACCAUCUAGGGCGCGGAAAGGCGGGGUCAGCCUCGGCAGCCAAUCAGGGCUCGGCCCCUAGCCCAGCCAAUCGGGCCGGGCCAGUUGGGGCUUAGCCAAUCCGGCCGGAAGAGGAAGACCUGGGAUAGUGCCUGCGCUUCUCGCUGCCAGCUUUGGGUGGCGCUACGUGGGGUCAGCUGGUGCCGGCCGCGGUCCUUGCUCGCUCGCUUGUUCCCCGGGAAGCCCCUGGUGUGCCGUCCCCGAGGCCAUGGGGCGGCAGUGGGGGCCAGCCAUGAGGGCGGCCGAGCAGGCGGGCUGCGUGGUGAGCGCCACCCGGGCUGGGCAGCCCGAGGCGGGCUCGUGGAGCUGCAGCGGGGUGAUCCUGAGCCGCCGCCUGGGCCUGGUGCUGUGCCACGGGGGCAUCUUCACCCCCUUCCUGAGGGCCGGCAGCGGGGCGCUGACCGCGGCCGGCGCCGUCUUCCUGCCCGGCGACAGUUGCGGCGACGACCUGCGCCUGCACGUGCAGUGGGGCCCAACGGCCGCGAGUCCGGCAGGCCGCGCGGAGAGGGGCCGCCCGGGGCUGUGCACGCCCCAGUGCGCCGGCCUGGAGCCCGGCCCGCCCGCCCGGUUCCGCGGACGGCCGCUGCAGCCCCCCCGCCCCGCCGAGCUGCUGCUGCUGUUGAGCUGCCCGGCCUUCCGGGGCCACUUCGCGCGCCUCUUCGGCGGCGAGGCGGCCAAGCAGUGGAGCUUCGCGAGCGCCGCACCGGACGACGAGGUGUCGGAGGAGGAGGAGGAAGACCAGCUGAGAGCGCUGGGCUGGUUCGCUCUGCUGCGCGUGCGGCCGGACCCGGAGAAGGAGGCGGAGGCGGAGGAGCGCGGGCCGGUAUUGGCCGUGGCGCCUCUCGGGGCUGUGCCCAAGGGUGAGCCGCUGGUGGCCUGCGGCUCCCCGUUCGGGGCCUUCUGCCCCGACAUCUUUCUCAACACGCUCAGCUGCGGCGUCCUCAGCAACUCGGCCGGCCCUCUGCUGCUCACCGACGCGCGCUGCCUGCCAGGCACCGAGGGUGGCGGCGUGUUCGAGGCGCGACCUGCGGGGGCGCUGGUGGCGCUGGUGGCGGCGCCCCUCUGCUGGAAGGCCCGCGAGUGGGUGGGCCUCACGCUGCUCUGCGCCGCCGCCCCUCUCCUCUGCGCCGCCCGAGCGGCCCUCUGCCGCCUGCACCCCGGCGCCGCCGCCCUGGCCGCCUUCCUACCACAUGAGAUGGGCUCCCCGUGGGGCCUGCCCCUCCGAGACCCCGGACCCCCCUGGGCAGCUGCGGCCGUGCUGGUGGAGUGCGGUUCCGUUUGGGGCUCCGGAGUGGCCGUGGCACCCCGCCUCGUGGUGACCUGUCGGCAUGUGGCCCCUCGGGAGGCGGCCAAGGUCCUGGUGCGCUCCACCACCCCCAAGAGCGCCGUAAUCUGGGGACAUGUGGUAUUUGCCACCCAGGAGACAUCUCCCUAUGAUAUAGCAGUGGUGAGCCUGGAGGAGGAUCUAGAUGGUGUCCCUGUACCUGUGCCCGCUGAGCAUUUCCAUGAAGGCGAGGCUGUCAGUGUGGUGGGCUUCGGUGUCUUUGGCCAGGCCUGCGGGCCCUCGGUGACCUCAGGCAUCCUGUCAGCUGUGGUGCAGGUGGAUGACACACCAGUGAUGCUUCAGACCACGUGUGCUGUGCAUGGUGGCUCCAGUGGGGGACCUCUCUUCUCCACCUGCUCCGGGGACCUCCUGGGCAUCAUCGCCAGCAACACCCGGGACAAUAACACGGGGGCCACCUACCCCCACCUGAACUUCAGCAUUCCCAUCACGGUGCUCCAGCCGGCCCUGCAGCGGUACAGCCAGGCAGGCGACCUGGGCGGCCUCCGCCAGCUGGACCGCGCCCCUGAGCCAGUGAGGGUGGUGUGGCGGCUGCAGCGACCCCUGGCAGAGGCCCCACGGAGCAAGCUCUGAAGCUGUGGCACCCCUCUAGAGAGAAGAGCAACCAUCUGAUGCCGUGGGGAGCGCUGAGGCUGGUGGCCUGAGGACCCUGACACGGCACACCCCAGCCAGGCUGCAUCCCCAUCACCACCCACCUUGCUCAGCUCUGGAGUCUGGACCAAACUUCUCUUUAGCCCCCACGGAUCUCUUACCUGGCAGCCCGUUUUGGGGUGCUUUCUCGAGCCACCACCUCUCUCUUCCCCCGACACUAGGCUCAGCUCUGUUCUUUCCCCUUCUGGGGAGCGCAGUACAACCGUACAACAGACAGACCUGGUCCUAACAGACAAAUGUUACUGGAAGGCAGGCCCAGCCACGGUUCCCUGUCUCCUGAGGGUCACUGGGCGCCUGCAGCGGCGGCUUCCUUGGGGCCUGGGUUCCUCUCUGCUCUCGGUCAGAAUGGGGCUGACAGCACUGGGGCUUCCUCAGAAAACCUCAGCAGAGAGGCCCUGCUCUGAAGACCAGAGGCGGAAGGGAAAGAGCAUCUUCCUGUCCCGCUGGACCAGCGGUGGCGUCCCCGAAAGCCAGGACUCCCGGCUCUUCGUAUGUCGGGUGCCCUGACCUACAGGGGCACGCUGACACAGUGCCUUAAUUUUCCGGCCCGUAAAGUGGCUCUCAGGGGUCGGGGGUGGGGACGUGGUGGGGGAGGGGUAGAAUGUGUCUAGUUGGGGUUUGGGAAUAAACAGGACCUACGAGGGACAGGACCUACUAAUACAUACCAGCUUCUUUCUUUUCCUUCUUUGUUUUGAGAGUUGAAUGGGGAAUAGGAAAGCACCAGGCACAGAAAUAUACCUUUCCAUCCUGCCUUUUCAGGGGGGUUUGAUCUCACGGGACACUCUUGCGCCAGACUAGUCCUGGUAGCUGGCCGUGGUGCCAGUUAGCACUGGGCGGGGCUUGCAGAUCCCAGACGGUGGUGGCCUUGGCCUGGCAGCAACUGUUUACAGGCUGCCUGGAUGGACCCAGGCCUGUGCCAGGUCCUGGAAUGGAUGGGGGUUGGGGAGUUCAAAGGUGAAUGAGGCCAAGGCAGGCCCUAGGAACUAAGGCCAACCCUGGGAGUCAGGAACAUGCACUGUGUGCCCAGGGCCCUGCCUGUGCAGGCCGUCAAGAAAUGAUUGUUAAAUCACUGACAGGUUGAAUGCCAUUGGGGAAUGACUGGGGGAGAGGGGGCUAAUCUAAGCAGAGAGAAUUGCUGGGAGUACUUUGUUUCUAACAUCUGUUUGCUGAGCACCAGCUCUGGGCAACCACAGAAUACCCCUGAGACAGUUGUUCCCCUCUGUGUGCAUUAGGAAUGGGGCCAGAGGGCAAAGUUAGCUUGAGAGAAAUCCUGUAGUGAAUUUAUGGAGGUGGGGAGGGAGAGCCGAGUUCUGACCUGGCUGCAAGUGGGAAGGGGAGGAUUGAUUCCAGCAUGUGUGGGUACCAAGGAGCUCAGGCUAUUCCGGGGAGACUGGUGUGUCACCCCGUUAGUGGAAUGAGCAGGGCGUCUCUGUCCUGUUCAGGUGGAAGACCACGUCCAGGGGCCCAGAGCAGGGAGGGUCAGGCAAGAAUUCAUGCAGCUGAACCCUGAGGGGAGAGUAGGUAUUUACCAGACAGAAACAGGAAACAGGGAGGGUGUCCAGAUUGAGGGCAGUGGGAGCUGGGACAAGGAAGUGUGAAACUACAUUUGUGUGUCUGGCCAUGCUAAGUGGAGAAGGGAUUGGAAUGGAGGCUGGGGAACCAGUGACAAUGGCCCUGGUGACGGGGAAGAUGGCCACAGCAGGCCUGGUGGGCAUAGAGAUCAAGCAUGACACAGGAGGUGGACCUGACUGGAUGUGGGGCAAUGCAGAGAGAGAGAAGUGUCAAAUGGUGCUGGGUCUCUAGCCAGGAUAGUGAUGAGUGGCUGACAAGUUUAGGGACGAGAUGUUUCCUUGGGUGUCCGUGGGAUCUCAAGUAGAGAGGCACAGCAGGCUGUUAAGUGGAUGAGUUAGGAUAACGCAAUAAAAGGUCCCCUCUCCCCCAUCUCAGUGCCUUAAGACAAUAGAAGUUUGUUUAUUGCUCAUGUAAAGUCCAAAGUCAUGCACCUGACCAGGAAGUGGGGGAUUGUGGCUCCUGUGCAGUUCUGGUUGAGGGACCGAGCUCCUUCCUUCUUGCGGCUCUAUCACUGGGUCUGGGACCUCAGAUCCUCUGCCAGGUCUUCUGUACCUGGAUGGUGGAUGGGGGAAAAGAGAGAGGAGAAGACAUUGCUGCUGCUUUUUAAAAAAAUGAUUUUAUUUUGAAGCAGUUUUAAACUUACAGAAAAGUAACAAGAAUCCCCACACGCCCUUCCCCCAGACACCCCAUACCAUUUGUGCCAUAUGCCCCAGUGAUGUUCUCUGUAACAAAGAGACCUCAUUUGGGAUCAUGAGUUCUACCCACCUGCCAUGGCUCUCUCCCCUUUGACUUGGAGCAGCUCCUAAGGCUUUCCUUGAGUUUGCUGCCCUUGACCUUCCUGCAGAAAACAGGGCAGUCAUUUUGCAGAAUGUGCCUUAGCUUGGGUUUGUCCACACUUCCUCAUGAUUAGAUUUGGGAUACACAUCUUUGGGAUGUAACAUUAGUGAUGUUGUCUUAUCAUCAUGUUCUACUGGGUGGUGCAUGAUCUUUAUUUGUCAGAUUAUAGAUGAUAACCUUGAACAUUUGAGUAAGACGGUGCCUGCUAGGUUUCUCCACUGUAAAGUUCCUUUUUUUCUUUGUAAUUAGUAAGUAUUUGUGUGGCAGUAUUUGGAGACUAUGUACAUAUCCCUAUCCCACUUCCAUCUACUAUGCUUAGCACCCACUGAUGUCCCUUGGCUGAAUAACUUUAAUGUUUGCCCAAUGGAAAUUUUUUAUUUUCAUUUUUCCUCCUACAUUUAUUCACUGGCUUUCUAUUGUAAGUAAAAGCUUUCCCUCCUCUCUGUUUAAUUGUA